GUACAUUAACGUAAAGUUAGUUGUACUAGCUAUUUCUAAAAGAGUAAUCUUUAAUACGACUCGGAGAUCUGAAUGAUGUAAGUUCGAAAGGUUGAUUGACUUUUUGGUGUCUCUCGAAUUGUCCGCAAGAACAGUAAUGAGAGUAGGAAAGGAGUAAAACAGAGCGGAAAUGAAAUACAAUCAAGCCAUGGAAAUGAAAGAUGACUAUUGAUCGGAGACGGGUCAGGAUAGUUUUUUCAAAUGUUUAAACAAUCCUAUGUGUUAUCCUUUUUUUUGAUGAUUUUGUAGAUUAGAGGAUGUCAAUGGAUAUUUCAGGCAUUUACUUUCAAUGAUUAUUUAUUGUCCGAUCAAACACAUUAUUGAAGCUAUAUGCUUGACUUUAUGCUAUAUUUAAAAAAUGCAUAACCUUUUGCAAUGUAUUUUUUAUCUAUGCUCUUUUAUAGUCAGCAUCCAAAGAAUUCGUAAAGGUAAAUAUUUCCAAUGGAGAUAUAUAACCCUUAGGAGAAAGUUCUGUGAACACUUGAGAGACGCACGUGUAAGUGAACAAUUUUUAAAAAGUAAAAUGAUCGAAAGGAUAUGCAUAUGGAUGUGGAAAAUAAUCGAUAGGAGAAAUCAAAAGGAGAGAAAAAAGAAUAAAAAAAAAAAAGGAAAUAAAUAGAAUGAAAAUCAAAAUUAUUGGUACUAUAUUAAUAUUUGUAAUGAUGUAAUUUGUAAUUUAUGAUUGCGUCAAUAUUUGCUAAAUUAAAAUUAAACGGCGCACGCUCGUGCACGAAGUCCAGGAUUGGGUGUGAAGGUGUGAUGGAAAAAUAGGGAGGGAAACCGGAACUUCUCACUCGAAUUGAUUGUAACUGUCAUUCGUUAAAAGACAGCGUAUGUGAUGUGUCAAAAGCAAAGAAAUAUAUACCGAAGAAGAAGAGCAUCCAGAAAAGAUAACAAAUAUAAAAUGGCUGAUAAAGUGACAAUAAUGAAGACACUCCUCGUAUUUUUCUCUUGUAUAUUUUGGGCAACAGGUAUGCUAAUAGUGGGUGCGAGCAUAUUGAUACAUUUUAAAUUUAAAGAUUAUUUUAUUAAUAAUCCGGUAGGAGGUGGAACAAUGAUAUUAGCACUUGCUAUACUUGGUAUAGUUUGGAUGCUAUCUGCACAAUUUGGAUGCUGUUCUACGAUUCUAAAGCGUUCUGGUUUGAUCUAUCUGUAUGGAGCAUUUUUAACGACCAUAUUGUUAUUGGAACUCUGUGCAAUUACAUUGAUUUACAUUUGUAUUCAAACGAUGAACGAAAGAUUGAUUAGCAUGUCAGCGUCUGAUCCUAAUAAAAUAUACACCGAGAGUUGUUGCCAAAUUAUAUUUAGAGUCUUCAAGAGUAAUGUCGAAUUAACGGAUAGUAUUAUUAUUGGACUAUUAUUAUUUCCAAUAAUUGGAGCAUGUUUAACAAGUUUUUUAGUUGAUAUGAUUAAUAUUGCAGAAAUUGAACGCCGAAGAACCGAUCGCGUAUAGAAUAGACAUUUCAUAGAUUAUCAAUAAAAUAAUCAUGUAAGUAAUAUUAUUCAUUUGUUAAAUAUGAUCGUUUUAAUUGUAUUAUUGUAAAAAUUAAUCAUAAUACUGAAUAAAUCCGAUGUACAUCGAUAAUUCUAGACAAUUGAUAUUAUUAAUAAUUCUAGUCAAUAUCCAUAAAAUUAUAAUAAUUAUUGAUAUUACUAAUUUAUAUAUUAAGUUGAGGAGAAAGUUUUUUCGUAUUUUAAUGCAAAAGUAAAUCAAAUUUUUGAUAUAAUUAUAACCUUUCUAAAAAUACUCAGUAAUACGUCACCUUUUAAACGCAAGCCAUUAUUAACAGAUUGAUUGAUUAAUACUACCAGAGUUGUACGAUCGUAAUAUCAAUGGCUGAAAGAAUAUAAAGAAACUUUUUUCUAAUUUAAGUCAAUAUAAAUAUCGAUUUAAGAAAGAAAAUGAAACAGAAAUUUCAACAAUUUCUAUAAAUUAUAACUUUACGUAACUGCGAUAACUGGUUAUUUGUUGACCUCUACUGUUAAUUUUAUUCUUGUCAAUAUUAUUGAAGUCAAUAUUAUUGAAGUAUAUAAUGCUAUCACCACUAUACGUUUAUCGUAUCUGAAUAUAAGCUUGUUAUUUUCCCCUCACGCACAUAUAAUAAUCGGUUUCGUUUGUGGUAAAGUAAAUAGUGUUAGUAGACUGUGAAAUCGUUCUUUUCAAUCUCUCAUAUGUGUAUCUCUCUUUGAUGGUAGCAUGUAUCUCCGUGCUAGAUACGAUGUCAGUACAUAUUUGUUUCACGAUAAAUGUAUAGAAAAUAAUAAAUAUAAUUGACACGUAUAAGAAUUAAUAUAUAAAUCUUCGACAAAAUUAGAAAUAUGUCGAAUAUUUUUUUUUAAAUAAUUAGUAAAUACUUGUAUAUUAUAUUAUUUUAAUACAAAUUAAAAUUAAUUCAUUUCCACACUACCCAUGAAAUAAAACUCCUACCGUUAUUUUUUUUAUGUGGUUUCCUCUGUAAGACUAGUCCACUCUAAUAUACAUCGACUAUUACUACUAUUACUACUAUUACUACUACUACUAUUACUACUGAAAGUAAUAACAAUAAUAAUAUAAUAUAAUUUAAUGUAAUAAUAAUAAUAAUAAUAAUAAUAAUAAUAAUAAUAAUAAUAAUAAUAAUAAUAAUAAAAAUGUACCUAAACAUUAUUUAUAUACAUAGAAAUAUUAUUUAGCACGUUGACUGCCACGUGCGUUUUCAAUAAAAUCUCCUUCAGGCCACGCGUACCGUGAAAAAUAAUAAAAAUUAAAAAAAAAAUUUUAUUAAGAAAUUUUUUUAUAAAAAAAAAAAAAGAAAAAAAUUCUUUUUUAAUUUUUUUGUAUUAAAAAUUUUUUUAUUUUAGAAUUUAAAGAAAACAACAACUUAUUGUCCAAGUUGUCCCGACCAACCUCAGCUUUGUAUAGAAUGUUUUAAAGUUUUACAUUCUACAUAAUUUUUCUAAUAAACCAUUUUCGUAUUACUUUUAUAAUAAUAGUUUAUAUUAAUGAAUAUAGUUUAUAUUAAUUAAUAUUCAAUAGUUUUGUUACUUCCUCUGCGAAAUAUUUUUUCAAACACAUACGAAUAUCCAUCGCAAGUAGUCAAAGAGGCAUCACCCCAAUACGAGUGACGCGGCCCAAUCAGAAAUUCUACUGUCACCCGAAUAUGUGUGACGUGGCAGUCAACGUGUUAAUACAUUUUAUAUUAUAAUAGUAAAGACAAUUAGCUUCGAUUUAUCGUAAGUAAGAAACAAUAUGAAAACAAAUAUAUAACGAUCAUUAAAUAGUAAGACAAGAAGAAACUAUAACGAACGGAAACAAAAGAAAUGUUUUUUACUUUUCAUCAGGUAUCGUUUCAUUAUUUGCAUUUUGUUGUUCGUCACUGCGACAGCAUCCAUGAACAACUUUGUAUUUUUAUACAUGUAGCGAGAUAUUUUGGUAUACAGUAAAACCUGGUUUUGUGCAGUCCUUUUUUAUGCGAUUUUAUUUUUGUGCGAUUGGUUUUGUGCGAUUUUAUUUUUGUGCGAUUGGUUUCGUGCGAUUUUAUUUUUGUGCGAUUUUUUUCGUGCGAUUUAUUUUUAUGCGGUAUAUGAAUCUUAGCAACGUUAGCACCAGUUUAAUGUUUCCUAUCAAUGUACAUAUACAUUUUGUGAACGAACUCUGAUUACGUGGUCUCCUUGACAAAGAUGUAUCUAGACUUCGCGAUGCUCUGUUCAUUUGUUUUAAACAAUCCCCUGACAAGGCAGAGUCAGUUACGUACAUAUUGUAAUGACCUGGACGAGAUGAUUGAAGACCAAACUGUCAAUGAUAGUGACAUUAUCAAUAGUUUGAUAGAUUAUGAAAAUGGACAAGAAAAACCGGAAUCUAUUACAGUAGAUAAAAUAUAUGCAGGGAUCCAGAUUUCUAAAAAAUUGGAAACGCAUUUUCUUAAAAUAGAUACCAAUGCGAAAAAACGCUUAAAAUUCCAAAAAGAGCUGAGAUCAUGUAUGUCUCGCUAUCGUGACGUUUACAAGCAAUUGACUAGUUGACCGUCGUCACAAAAACUGAUCAGUGAAUUUAUGGUACCAAAAAACAAAUCAAUUGAAAUCCUAUCUUCAAGCGACGAAAGCGAUUUUGAACCAAUUCAUCACAAGAAGAUGCGCGUUUUGGAUUACGACGAGUAGCACCAAAUUAUUUAAUAUAUAAUUUGAAAACUUCUCCAUGUAUAUGUACAAUGAAGAAUUAAAUAUUUUUACAAUUUCUUCAGGUCUAAUUUAAUUAUUUAAUUUAAUUGAAAGCAUUCUCUCAUCUAUUUCAUAAAUCAUUGAUGUAUUUUCUAAGUCCGACUUUUUUUAUGCGGACUUAAUAAAAAUCUUUUUUAUUAAGUCUAGAUACAUCUUAUGUCCACCGCAUAAAAAAAAUUUUUGAUAGUAUAUCGUACAAAGUUGUUGAUUAUAUGUAAGAAUUUAGAAAAUUUCCGAAUAUUUUUUUAUACUAUUUUUUGUAUGCUGACCCUAUCCACCGCACAAAAACAGAUUUUACUGUAUGCUUAUUGUAAUCAAUCUGGCGAAAUACUCCUGGAAUAGCUGGAUAGCUCAUAGUAAAAAUGACUCGGAAUUGUUGAUAUUAAAAAUUGCUUGAAGUGCAAAGGAUUAGACGUAUCUAUUAAUGGGCGAUUAUGCGUCGAAAUAUUAAGAACACGAUUUGUUAAGUGUUCGUGCAUAAAAUCAUCACGUAAAAAAUGAUAUUGACGAGGAUCUAGAUUCAUAAUUCAGGAAUCGAAAUUCUCGUAACUAUAUAAUUAUGUUAAUUUUUUUUAUCGUAUCAAUGUAAAUGAAAAUAAUGAAUUAAUUUAUAUUUUUUUCUUAAUUUGAUAAUUUAAUAAAGUCUUAGUAUUCGAUCUCUUAUAUUUAUUUCUUCUACUGAUGAUUGACGUGAAUUUCACGAUGAUCUGUGCUAGAUCACAGUAGCAGUAUAAUUUUGUUUAAUGAUAAAUGCAUAUAAAGUAUAUAUAUAUAUAUAUUUGUCUAUUAUUUUUUCAGAAUUAAUCAGUAAUGAACAUAUAUAUUAUAUAUUAGUUUUAGUAAAGAUCAAUACACGAAUUUGUUUCCACAUUAUCUGUGAAAUUUUUUUCCCAGCCCUAUUUUGUUAUAAUUUCCUCUGUAGAAGUUAACUUCAUAUUAUUAUUAUUAUUAUUAUUACUAUUACUAUUACAAUAAUAAUAAAUAGAGACUAUGUCUUUUUAAUGUAUAAAAUCUAAAAGGAACUACAAAUUUUUCAAAAAUUUAACAAUAUUUUAGAAAUUCAGAUCCAUUGACAUAAACGAUUGGACACGUAAUUUCUUAUUUUUCCACCUGGAAGAAUCAUCUGUCCAAAGCUCAUUAAAAUAAUCAAGGAAGUUACUGUAUCUGGAAAUAUUCAGAAAAUCUUACUAUUAGCUGUUAACGCACACAAACAGGCAGCCAAUCAUUACUUUAGAUAUAUAAACACACGUCAUUUAAGCGUAUAUAUGAAAAGCAAUAAUGGAAUUAUAAAAUUUUCCUCUUUUACUGCAAAUUUCGAGAGUUGCCACAGUACAAAACUUUUUCUUGACGAAAAAUGUCGAAAAUAUUUACGCCAUCAAUGAGAACAGGAGUAAUUUACGAUCAAUUUUGAUAAAUACGAUCUUGUUUUAAAGAAAAAUAUUUAAUACAAGACACAUCUUUCUAGAUUUUUUAAAUAAGUUUUGUAUUUGUGCAUAAACUAUUUUCGAAGAAAUAUCAUUCCAUAGUACGAUUAUUUUCAAAAAAAAUAAAACUUUUUCAUAAAAUUUAAAAAAGGUGUCCUAGAUUGUAUUUUUCUCUUUAAAAUAAGAAUCUGAUUAUCAAAAUCAGUUAAAAAUUACAUCUAUUCUCAUAUGAUGGCGUAAACUAUUAUAAAAUCAAGGGUAACGGCUCCAAGCGUAACGUUUACACCAUUGCAAGAAAAAUAUUUUCAAAAUAUUUAUUAUAUCAUUUAUCAUAAUGUCUAAAAAUACAUAAAAUCAUUUUAAUUAUAAAAAAAAAAAAAUAAAAAAAAAAAAUUACUUUUUAUUAUACUUACAUUUACUUUUCUUAGAUAAAUAUGAUUGUCUACAAAAAUAAAACAAAUAAUUUCAUCAGGAAUAGUUUCGUUUCCAUGUCGUGCAUAAUUAUCAGUAAUAGUUCUGUUAUCAUGGAUAUCAGGAGUCAUUAAUAAAUUAAUAAAUUAGUUCAUAUUAUAAACAUUGUAAUGAACAUGUAUCGAUCAGUCAAACAAAACGGUGCUUUUCAAUAUAAAUAUUCACACAUACAUAUGCAACUGGAAAAUCAACUACAGCAAAAUAGUAGUAGAGCAAAGUACAGGUUCCAUAGAGAGUGAAUAAUCGAACGGGAAGAAGUGAUAAAUAGCGAGUAAGAGGGAGGAAGUAAGAGAGAGAGAAAGAGAGAGAGU
This is a messenger RNA of Vespa crabro (European hornet), 6439 nucleotides long. RefSeq names its product 23 kDa integral membrane protein-like. Lineage: Eukaryota; Metazoa; Arthropoda; Insecta; Hymenoptera; Vespidae. The record is from RefSeq and is a predicted model, not a curated record. Bases 878 to 1492 code for a protein of 204 amino acids. Gene Ontology annotation, cellular component: membrane. The transcript is spliced from 4 exons.